AUGAAGCUUCUUCUGAUUUGUGUGCUGUUGGUGGCAGUUGGUGAGUCUUUUUCGCUGGAUUAAUAUGGCAAUUUAGCUAUUAAACUAGCACAUAUAACUAAACAAAGUGCAAUUAUUGCAGAAAUCUCCUUACUGCUGAUGUCCUCGAUUGAAAAUUAACCUUUUUACUUUUUCUUCUGGCAACAGCUGCAUUUGAGGAUGAUGAUGAUAAGAUUGUUGGAGGUUACGUCUGCACCAAGAACUCUCUCCCAUAUAUUGUAUCCCUAAAUAUCGGUUACCAUUAUUGUGGAGGUUCCCUGAUUACCAGCCAAUGGGUGCUCUCUGCUGCUCAUUGCUACAAACCGUAAGUAUUUAACCUCUAGAUAGAAAUGUACAAUGACAUCUUUCUGCUUAAGAGCUUUUUGUUUUUUUAAUGACUGGUUUAAAAGAAUAAAAGUCUAUUAGACAUUCUAUUCCUCUGGUGUCUUCCUUUGUGUGCUUGGUUUAUGUCCUAUCCACAGGUUGGGAAGCUAAAGAGAAAAACAUGGGUAUGGACAGAUAGAGAAGCAAAUGGCAGAUGUGUCACUCUUCAGGCUUCAUUGUGUCACUACAAAUGUAAUAGAAUUCCCCAAAACAUUGGAUUUGUAUUGGUCAUUGAACUAAAUGAAUAGAUUGUUUGGGAAACUGUAGAAUGUUUACAUCCCUUGCUCCUACACACACAAUCUCCCAUUAUGGUUGCGAUUUUUAUAAAACUAAAUUAUCACUAAAUCAGAGGAAAUGUUCCUCAUGUCAUAGUCAGGUAGUUGUUAUUAUUCUUAUUGGCAUUUAAAUAUUGAUAACUUAUUCCACAAUGCUUGGUUAGAUCUCAGUUCACAAAAAUAAUCUCAAAUACCAACACAUGUGUAUCGGAUUUCCUAUAUUCCCUCUUGCAGGAGCUUUCAGGUCAUUCUGGGAGAGCACAACAUCGCUGUGAGUGAGGGCACUGAGCAGGUUAUUAGCUCUGUCAAGGUCAUCAAACAUCCCAGCUACCAGUCCAGCAAGACAGACAAUGACAUCAUGCUGAUCAAGCUUGCCUCUCCUGCCAUCCUGAACUUCUACGUGAAUACUGUGUCUCUGCCCUCUGGCUGUGCCCCCGCUGGUACCAGCUGUCUGAUUGCCGGAUGAGGAAACACACUGAGUAGUGGCAGUAAGUUCAUACUAAUGCAUAAAUACUUUGUGGGGUAACAUGGGUUUUGUGGUUAUCACAUUAUUAUUGAAAAUUGUGUUUUCAAAUAACUGAGGUGCUUACUCACUGAACAGUUCUCUAGGGAGAUUCCAUGUUAAAACUGGGUAUUAGUCUGCCCCAGAAUAUAAUAGAAAUUUUAAUUAUGGUACAAACUAAUUAACUUCUACUUUUUUGACAUUACAAAAGGGUAGAAUUUAAAUGUAUAUGACAUGAUCUGCAUGCUGGUAUUGUGGUAAAGCAUACCAAAGAUAACAAAGCAUGAAUAUAUAUUGGUUUUCUGUUUCUUCUAGCACAGGAACUGUUAGAGACCGUAAAUAAUAACAAAUUUACCCUUCUAGUCUUAUUACUACCAGUAGAUAUUUGAGCCACAGGCUAUUUGUUCCCUCAAAGUGCUCUCAUUGUUAAGAAAGUUACAGGAAACGUUCUAAUCUCAUCAGCCAAUCGUCAGCCAAUCCAUGGAGCCAAUCCAAUAAGCUUUAAGUGAAUUCAGACUGUAUUUUUCAAUGUUUCAUUAACAGAUAAGAAUGUUUUAUCUAGGAUUUAGUUCACAUGUAACAAUACUACCAGUUAAUCAAAUCCUGUUUUAUUGUAGCCAAUUACCCAGAUCUCCUGCAGUGUCUCAAUGCCCCAAUUCUGACCGAUACACAGUGCAGCAAGUCCUACCCUGGGAAAAUCACUGGUAACAUGUUCUGUGCUGGUUUCAUUGAAGGAGGAAAGGAUUCCUGCCAGGUAAUAUAUCCAAUCAUGUUUCUUAUUGUUGAGCACUUAUACAUAUUAAUUAAUAGAUACCCAUUUAUAUAGCUAUAUAGCUAUUAUAUAUUAUAUUUCUGGUAAUGGCUACAAUGAGAAAAGUAGCUGCUCAUCCUUUGUGAGCUUAUAGAUAUAGGUAUACAUAAUCCUGUAACUAAAUGUAAUGAUUAAAAUGAUAUUGAGGGGAUGAUAUAUUUAUAUAAUAAGUCUAUAUAUUUACACAAUACAAUCAUAUAGAUUUUUUGGCGUUAUUAUAUACAUAUACCAGACGUUUUUGGAUGUUAUUGAUUAUUUUAUUUUAUAUGCAUAUUAUAUUCUCUGUAAUAUAUGUAUCAGUAAUGUCUUACAAUCUCUGUCAUCUUCCCCCAGGGUGACUCUGGUGGCCCCGUGACCUGUAAUGGUCAGCUCCAGGGUGUGGUCUCCUGGGGAAUUGGCUGUGCUCUGAGGAAUUACCCCGGAGUAUACACCAAGGUCUGCAACUACAUCGACUGGAUCCAGAACACCAUCGCUUCAAACUAAAACUUAUCAAGAAUUGCUUCUUUAUUUUUUCAUUAUUUAAAAUAAAAGUCUAAAUAAACUCCAUCUUUGCUUCGCUGUUAAACUGUGAAACCAAAUUCUAAUAAACUCUAGUUUUAUAAUUAAGAAGCUGCUGUUUUCACUUCAUGUAAUUUCAAGGUUAAGGAUAAAUAUUUUAUUUGAGGAAAUAUUGGUCCAGUGAGGGGUCAAAGAAAACUCUGGCUCUUGCAGUAGUGUAUUGCCCUGAUAGAAUAUAUGUUAGAAUUAUUAUUUUUUUACAUUUCAUGAAAAUACUAUUACAAAUAUCCCAUUGCCUCUGGAUGUCCCUGAUAAUAAUCAGAGCUGGAAACAUAAGGGUUAUUUAGUAAUUGUUAAAAUUUGCUAAUUAACUGAAUGGAGGCUAGUUAGUAUGUAAUGUUAAUUGUAAAAAAUUUUUUUUGUAAAUCUCUUUUUAUUAAGGUUUUCAUAAACAAAAGUACAAAGAGGAAGGACAGUUGUACAUAUGGGACUCGCAGGUCCCCAGAAGUGAGUAGAGCAAGAGAAAAAAAAAGAAAAAAUGAACGGAAGAAAACCACAUAUGUAAAACUCAUGCAGUAGAAGUGAACGUGAUGUGUUUAAGUGCCUUUAUGUUCCUAGGCUAGUUGUAGCUCUCAGGUUUCCCAACAGUGAAUAAGUCAGCUAUUGUCCUGUCGCCCACGGUCUCUUCUGUGAUCUGACAGGGGAUGUAGCGUUCUGCCUCCUUACCAACCGUGAUUGUACAGCUAUAACUUGUAUCACGGUUUUUCCUCGUACCUGGGCAGAUGAGCUUUACCAAGCUCUAUAGCAUACGGCUCUUGUCCCUGUUCUCUAGUUGGAAGGCGCGGGUCUUUGGCAAUCUAAGGGGUAUGUAUCAGUGUAUGUUGGGGAACAUUUGUGUUCAGGAAGGCUGUUCCGUUACAGGUAACUUUUGGUAGUGUGCUUCUACUUUUCUGAAGUCUGCUGACAUAUGUGAUUACUUGUUGGUUGUGUGACUGUAGUGUGUGUAUUGUGUCUCAGGAUUCGAUGGUGUGUCAGUGUGUGCGCACCCCCAUCACGUCCCACAUGUUCCACCUCGGGAAUCCUCCCGCAUGUUUGGGUAUGGUUGAGGUGUAAGGAGAACAAUGGAGGGGGGUAGUUAAGGUGGGGUGGUCCACACUACGAAGGGCCCGCGCCCGUCCCUACCCCCGCCACGGGCCCAGAAGCCCCCCACACCCGAGGGCAUCGAGCAAUGUACAUAAACCAUGGGCUCUACAUUUCUGCAUGUUUGAGUUCCCUACCCGUUAGGGAGGCAUGGAGCGCCUCCAUGCUCUGUAUGUCUUCCACCCGCUGUAUCCACUCCGACUUUGACGGUGUGGUAGUUUGUUUCCAAUACUCCGGAAUGGCUGCCUUAGCAGCGUUCAGCAGGUGCCGGAGGAUUAAUUGUAAAUUUUAUGUCAAGACACGGAGGCUAGUAUUGCUUAACCCUUUCUUUACUGUCCACCAAUAGCAGCAAAGAAAACAACAGCAAGAAAAAAAAUGGUAACCAUAGUGAUAGGCCACAUCCAUACCAAGUCCCAGUAUAAUAGUCAGCACAUCCCCACACAUUUCCUCUUUCUUUGCUGCUCCGACCACAGAUAGGAACAUGACAAAUUUUCUCUCAUACAUCCUAGUAUUCUCUUAUUGAUUCCUGGUUAUUUAUAUCAUUUAUUUAUUGUUAUUUGAGUUUCUAUUGCUCCUUUUGUUGAUAAUUCCUUUUUACUGUAAUUUAUCCAGUUGUUAAGGAAUUUUUCUGUGUGUUAUUACAUGCUUGUUUAAUACUAUAUAUUAUGUUGGUUACCUUUGAGCCCAGGGUUCCAGACCUUCCUUAUGUUUUAUUCUGUGUGUUAUCCAUGCUCAUUUGCUUCUUCUGAUUCUAACCAGUUCAGCAAAUUCUUCACGAACACAUGCCAUUCGUUUGUUUUUUCUAACACUUAGCUUCAUUCGUCUGUUUUGCCGCAUUUGGCUACUUUUCAUUUGAACAGUCAGUGCAUUCGCCUGUUUCCUAUUCAUUACUUUCAUCUAUUUAUCCCAUUGAAUUAGUCUCUUUUUUACUGAAUGUUCAGCUCUUUAACUUGAGGAAUUGACUGUAUUUUUGGCCGCGAAUCUCGCGAGUUUGUCAGUGGGCAUUUCCUGACUUACUGUCUCUCUGACUUUGUGCGUGUUCUAUUCCUAUCUGCCAGUCUGGACCCUGGGGAGCUCCCUAACUAUACCCUCCUAGAUUAUACUAGUUUGGGGUGAUUAACUCCUGCUAGUCUCCUCUACUCUGAUUUUAGCUUUAUCCCAUACACUUAUUCUGUUUAUAUAGUUGUUAUUCUUUUGUUGGGGAAUAUUUCACAGCACUACUAUGCCCAGAUCUAAAGUGCCUGACAGCCCCUCCUCCCCUAGGGAGAUGGACAUGCCCCAGGUUUCGGAUAACCUAUCUUCCCCUUCUUCUGUUGGGGACCCUAUACCCCUGUCUGAUGAGACCCAGUCCCUGGCGCUACAGCGCUCAGUCUCUGAUGCCAUUUUGGCUGAUAUGGGCACUAUGUCCUCUGUCCUCUCCCAGACCAUCUCACAGGCUUUACUUGCAUGCCCUUUGGCCGCAGAAGGCUCGGCCAUGCCGACACACUUAGCACGCCCGGCUACUGACCCUAUAGGGGAGGCACCAAAAAAGGCUACUGCCAAUUCCAGUCACUCAAAUCUCCCUGCCUCCAGAACCAACAGAAGUGGUGUGACUAUAGCCACCCAUGACAGCGUGCCUAUGUCACGCAAGAUAGCCUUUCCACACCAGGCAGAACGGGCGCGGCAGUGGAAAUGUGCUAGAGCACAAAAAGAGAGCAACUCUGGCUCAGAAAUCGGGUCUAGUGAGGAGGCUGAUGCUGAGUCUGUGGAUGACUCCGAUGAUGAAGUUUGUGGGCAGAAAUCUGACCCUUUUGGCCCUGCUCACUCCGUGGUGAUUGUGAGUGGCCAUAGGAGCGACUCCCCUGCUACUGUGGGCUGCACCCUCAUGGAUCCAUCUGGGGAACCCAUGUUUGACCCGAAAGCUCUCCAUCAUCCGAGGUAGGCGGAAUGACUCCCGGCGGACCAUGUGGCAUGGUACCUUGAAAACUGGGUACGACGCCCCUCAGUAAGGCGGCGCGUUAUAAACUUAGGGCGGAAUGCCCAAGACCAUUGGUACCUGGCAAAGUCUGUGAGACCCCUGUAGUGGACCCAAAGAUGACCCAAUUCCUCUCCAAAAUGGGUUGGAAUGCCCGCAAGGGUCUAGAUGCAGCACUUAAAAUCAUGCCAAGAUAAACAUCUUAACAUAUUUGGCCCUUUGGCCAAACUGUUUGACCUGCCUGAAAUCGCCAGAACCGAGAACCGGCAAGUUGACCCGGAGGAACUCCGUGGCUGGGUGCAGUGGGCUACCUGCAUUGCAGGCAGCGUAAACACUUCCCUGUCCAUUGAAACACGUAAAGCCAUUCUGUUCAAGCUGGAACCCAAAUUGACCAACCUCACCCUCACAGAGGCAGGCAAAGACGCCCAGGGCCUUUUAUUUGGGGACUCCUUAAUUAAGGACCUGGGGCGCUUUGUGGGUGCAUUUACAGCCCUAGAUAAGGCCCAAUCCUCCAUGAAGAGGGUGUUUCAGGGACGGGUGUCUACCAGGGCCGGUAGAUUCAGGGGUCGUCUGUCCGGCCAUUCCAAUUACCAUGCCAAUGGAUCGGGACAAGGAUCCUACACUCAGAGAACACCCUACCAGGAGACGAGACAACAGUCUCCUUUCUUCCCCUCUCAUAGAAGACCAUGGCAUUCCAGAAGCUUCAGAGGGAACCCUGGUUCCAGACGCCCUUACGGUAAGCUUACAUCUACUUCCUGUUUCUUCCAAUAUGUGUGUAGGGGGCAGACUCUGUCAUUUUUUCCACACCUGGUCAGCCAUCACCUCAGAUGUCUGGGUUCUGACCACAGUUUGGGGGUUUCACAUCGAACUGGUCGACACUACGUGUCAUGUUCCCCCACCUUGCCCUAUUUUGCUUUCAACAACCGACCGCACCUUAUAAGACGUGGAACUAACGUCCCUCCAGGCAAAAGGGGCGAUAGAGCUAGCCCCGGUGUCCUCCACAGGGGUGAUCAGCAAUAUUUUCCUAGUGGAAAAGAAAGGCGGACAAAUGCGCCCAGUUAUCAACCUCCGUGCCCUAAACACCCUGGUGCGAUAUCGUCACUCCAAAAUGGAGGGCAUCCACCUCCUGCGAGACUUACUCCUUCAGGGAGACUGGAUGGCAAAGUUGGAUUUGAAGGAUGUCUAUCUGACGGUCCCAGUGGCUGAGUCAUCCAGGGACCUGUUACGUUUCCUCUGGAAAGAAGACACCUGGCGCUUCACGUGCCUCCCCUUGGGACUGUCGUCAGCCCCUUGGUGCUUCACAAAACUGAUGCGCCCCACAAUGGCUUGGCUGUGCAGUUGGGGAGUCCGGCUAAUCAUCUACUUGGACGACAUCCUCAUCAUGGCACAUGAUCGUUCAGUCCUUCCUAAACAUCUUCAAUGGACGAUGGACUUCCUCUCCCACCUGGGUUUUCUCUUCAACUGGGAAAAAUCCUGCCUAUCUCCUUCGCAAUGCAUGGAGAGAUUCCUAGGUAGAUUCCAAAGCGGAGUCAGUGAGCCUCCCUAUGUCCAAGAUACGGACAAUCCACAAGGAAAUGCACCAAGCUCUAACGCGCACCCAGCUAUCUCUACGCCACCUGGCAUGGAUCAUUGGCCUUCUGGCAGCAUCAAUCCAAGUGGUGGACAGGAACCUGGUGGUCCAGGCAGAAUACCUUCAUGGGCUCCACAACACUCACACGGACUGGAGUUCACGCUGUUGGACAACAGCGAUUGGAAAUUGGAUGUGGGAGUAUUCUCCGCUAUAUCGUCCAUAUGGGGUCCUUUUGCCAUCAACCUCGUCGCGUCCAGGCUCAAUACCCAAUUGCCCUGGUUCUACAGCUGGUGCCCGGAUCCAACCACGGAGGCAGUGGACUCCUUCCUACAAGACUGGAUGGCUCACUCCUCUAUGCCUUUCCCCCAUUUGCCAUGAUCCCUCGGGUCCUGCUCCAAGUUCGCCGCCAAAUGGCCGACCUGAUCUUACUAACCCCAUUCUGGGGGACCCAAUCCUGGUUCCCACAACUCCUGGAACUGCUGCCAUCUCUACCAAACCUCCUCCUGGACCCAUCAGGCCUCCAGCAUCCCCUCCUAGCAGACGGGUGAUUACUGCUGCAUGCAUGGAGGAUUUCAGGAGUCCCUGGGAAAUCCAAGGGGUUUCGGACGCAACUCGACACCUCCUGGCUGAUGCAUGGGCUCCUGGGACUUGACGGGCAUAUGGGACCGCUAGGAAAGCUUGGACUGGCUGAUGCCUGGCUUGGAACUUGGAUCCAGUUUCAGCACCUGUGACUGCGAUCCUCCUAUUCCUGACUUUGUUAUUUGAAGUGGGUCGGGCAUAUAGCAUGAUUAAUUCGUACAGGUCGGCCAUCUCCUUGGCUUACCAAGGAUUUGACGUCUUCCCAGCAGGCCAACAUCUGUUAGUGUGCCACUUACUUCGGGGCUCACGCCUGUGGUGCCCCCCUAGACCUCGUUACUCAACUACAUGGUAGUUUCCUGCAUUUUGUCGCUGUUCUCCUCCUGGCCGCCUAAUGCGGAGUUCUCCCUGUGACAGCUGUCGGACAAGUUGGUCUCCCUGUUUUGUCUCAUUUCAUGCAAACGGGUAUCGGAUGUUCGUGCCCUGGACUAUGAUGCAAAGUCUUUCACUCUGGAUGGGGUGACGUUUAACAUCUCAAGUACUCAAGUACUGAUUUAACCGUUCGGCUCCUGUCUUUUGUGUUUUCACAGGUUGAUUCGAUGUAGAUCAAGGGUCUUCAGCACUUCUCUCUCAGCUUCACCAAGUGGCUAGGAAGUUUAUGGACAAUGCUGUGAUGGGCCCCUCACAGGUUGGAAUCCUGAUGGAUCGGUCCUAGUUUUGUUAUGGUUCCUGAUCGGAGUCCGGCUGGAUUUCGGGUCACCUGUUCUAUUUGGUUUGGACUGUUUCAUUGUUCCUGUUUUGUGGUUAUUGUGUAGAAUCUCCAAAGAAAGGGGAAAUGUGUGGGGAUGUGCUAUUAUACUGGGACUUGGUAUGGGUGUGGCCUAUCACUAUGGUUACCAUUUUUUCUUACUGUUGUAUUCUUUGCUGCUAUUGGUGGACAGUAAAGAAAGGGUUAAGCAAUACUCGCCUCCGUGUCUUUCAUGAAAUCAUGACUUUUCGUCAUGAAAUAGCAAAAUCAUGUAAUUGUCUAAUAAUACCAAAUCUCAUAGUACAAAGCAGAAAUUACAUUGAUAUAUUCCAAAAUCAUAUUUGAGAACCUGAUCACAACAUAAUUAUAUAGUAGUGUCUGCUGGUCUAUGAAGAAGUUCUGUAAAGGUCACAAAAUGUAUAAGAAGGUUGUCCUUAGUGUCUCCUUGUAAGUAUUUAGGGUGCACAGACAUGUGGGAUUAACCCCUUAAGGACCAAACUUCUGGAAUAAAAGGGAAUCAUGACAUGUCACACAUGUCAUGUGUCCUCAAGGGGUUAAACAAAGAAAAGGACAUAUGUAAAGAAAAAAAGUCUAGUUUAAUGUCCUUUUAUUUUAAUGCAAAGUUGCGGGAUUCUGAGAUUUUCUUUCAUUUUCUUCAGUUCUUUUUUUCAUAUACAUGAGGAACAGCAUAGUGCAGACUGUCUUGUAUGACGCAAAAAAAGAUCAGUUUAUGUUUUAAAAAGUUAAAUAGUCACAUCAAACUCUGUGGGCUCGUCACGGCUACCUUAGUGGGAAUCCGGUAUGCAGAGAUAUGUGCUCUCCCUUGCAAUUAAACACAGGUCAAGGUGGACAGGUAAGAACUCACCUGGCCUGUGAGUCUGUGCACAGGGGCUGUCCAGGAUAAUGAUCCAAGGCACAGUACAGGUACGAACAUAAGCAGGAGAAUCGUCGUGGGUGAGCCAAAGGUCCGAAGGUGCAAGAAGUCAGGAUAAACGAGGAUAAGCCGAAGUCAGAGGAUGCCAGAAGUCAGGAUACAUGAAUAACAAGCCAAGGUCAGGAGCCAAAUGGAGAACACCUGAACAGAAACACCAAUACAGGAACCAGAGUCAAUGAACUGACACUGCCCUCAGAGAGAGGCAGUUUUUUUAUACCUGGCUGUUUACAUACAACAGUGCCAUUAGAAGCAGAUGUGCAGUCAGGAGAAAGAACUUCUUUGGCAAGGCAGGAAGUAGGGAUGGUGCUUGAACAGGUGUUUCUUUGGGUAAAGGUAUAGAUGUUCCUGGAGCUGGAGGAGGGACUUUCUCAGGGGUACUGGUUGUGUUGAUUACCGUGGUCUGGGUUCCCUUUUGUGUCAUGGAACGACAACAGGCUAGACAGCAGCCAUAGCAGAUUCCAGGCUGUGUUGCCGGGAUGACAGGACGGGUAAAGACAGUACCUACUUGAACAGUUUUAGGCAGAAGUGGGUGAGUAGGGCAGAGGGAGAUAAAGUGCCCUCUUUCUCCACAGUAGAAACAAAAUCCACACCCUCUCCUACACUCUCUCUUCUUAGACAACAACCUAGUUCGGGUAAAUCCGAUCUCCAUGGGUUCCUCCCUGUCCACUGGCAUUUCACAGCUUGCUUGAGUACAAUCAGGGUGACAAGGCAGGUCCAUGAAGGUGGGUUCACGCUGUAACAGGAUGGGGUCUUUGUUUUUGUGUAUAAAGACUUUCUCUAGGUAACCGAGAUCUGCCGGUACCUGGAGCAGGCUUGGGAGUUGCUUUCCUGGAGGCAAUGCACUGAGAGUCCAUCGCAGACAUGAACGACUCCCAGCUGUCCAAGACAGUGCUUUUCUCCUGCAGCUUCUGGAAUGCCCACUCCUUAAUCCGUCCAGAAAGUAAAUUAAUAGCAGAAUGGACCUUGACAAAGUCGCUGUAAUAGGUCUUGGGCUUAAGGACAAACAGGAGCUCACAAUCCAUCCUGAAUGUUGUAAAUGAGGAACGGAAACCAUCAAAUCUAUCAGGCAUCACAACAAACGGCUCUGGAUAAGCAGGUUCUGGGGCUGGGCAUACCGUGCCUUUAAGAAAUAGAACUUCUUGCUGCAGCUCUGAAACAGUCUGAGCCAGGCUGGACACUUGCUGGGAAAAUAGUGUGCACAUCUCUGCGGAUUCCAUAAUGGUCAGUUCAUUCUGUCACGGCUACCUUAGUGGGAGUCCGGUAUGCAGAGAUAUGUGCUCACCCUUGCAAUUAAACACAGGCCAAGGUGGUCAGGUAAGAACUCACCUGGCCUGUGAGUCUUUGCACAGGGGCUGGGCAGGAUAAUGCUCCAAGGCGCAGUACAGGUACAGACAUAAGCAGGAGAAUUGUCAUGGGUAAGCCAAAGGUCAGAGGGUGCCAGAAGUCAGGAUAAACUAGGGUAAGCCGAAGUCAGAGGAUGCCAGAAGUCAGGAUACAGGAGCCAACUGGAGAACACUGGAACACAAACACCAAUACAGGAACCAGAGUCAAUGAACUGACACUUCCCUCAGAGAGAGGCAGUGUUUUAUACCUGGCUGAUUAGACAUACUAUACAGCUGGACCAUGAUUGACAGGAGCAGUCAGAGGUUUGUCCAGCCCCCAGUGCUGGAGACAUGGCAAGGAUAAGUUUCAAUCCAAGCCAAUAACUGAAGUGGCUCAGAGGCAGGAAUACAGGCUGAGAACCAUAAAGCACCCAGGUUCAAAUCCCUUGUUGGGCACUUCUGGGGCGACCUCAUCUGGCAGUCUGGAUGUCACGGCGAGAACCAUGACAGGGGUCAGGUCCACUUACUCUGCCCUAUGUUAUAAAUAGAAAUCUCUCUAUCUAAAAGCUUGAUUACUGUCUGUGUUUAAAUAGUAGAAUCUCUUUCUCCCACUGAUUCCAAAGCCCAUUUGGAUAAAUUCCAAAUAGCAUGACCACAUAAUCUUGGCUUCUCCUGCAUUUCUGAUAUAAUUUCUCAGCUUCCUCUGCCUUCUGGAUUGUGAUCGGUAAAAAGUAAGUCUUACUGUAUUCAAGUCUGAAGCUGUAAAUCUGCAUGCUGUUAGACUCAGAAAAACAAGCAGUCUGCUGACAUGUGGUAGCCUGAUCCAAUCACAGUGCUUCCCCAUAGGAUUGGCUGAGACUGACAAGGAGGCAGAUCAGGGGCAGAGCCAGCAUGAUUCAAACACAGCUCCUCAUAGAGAUUAAUUGGAUCAAUUAAUCUCUAUGAGAAAAGUUCAGUCUGCAGAAAAUACAGUGUUUACAUGAGAAAGGUUGCAGGGAGCUAUAGUUCUCACCUGAACAACCUCAUUAAGCUGAAGUUGUUCUAUUGACUAUAGUGUCUCUUUAAGUUGGUAAACCGAUAAUGUUUCUUCAGACAACUUUUCCAUGAUAGCUAUUAAUACACUAACUCAAAAUAACAAAAACUGAAUUUAUAUAUUUGACUUCCUUCUUCCUCAAAUUACUCAGGAUUCAAAAUAUAAAAAGUGAAAAUAUAAUGAAUAAGGAGAUCUAUGGCAAAAAAGUAAGAAAGAUAGAUAUAAAAACUCCAAAUGGUAACAAAGCCCCACUAGUUACAUUUCAGUUUUUACACCCACUACCUGGCUAUGGCUGAAGGAGGGGAAAGUGCCAUAAUAUGGGGGAUCUUUUUUUUUUCUAAUACACAAAAAUGAAAACAUUUGUAACAUACUCACAUUGAAAGGAACUGUGCAAUUUGAUGAUAAAAGAAGAGAGAAGAAGAUAGAAAUAAAGGUAGUGUUAUUUAAAAGCAGAAAUAAUGGAAUAAAAUAAGAGACUAUACUAUAAUAUCCAAUUAUUUCAAUAUAUUGUUCAACAAAUCCAAGGAAUUCAUGUUUAAAAUGGAAUAAUGAGGCAAAAUGUGUGUUUUGUUGUUGAACUAAUUUGCAUAUGCCCACCCAGAAUCCCUUGCAGUAGUAGCAUCACUCAUAAUUUGGGAUUUAUGUGGGAAAAGCAAGUCUUAUGGCUUGACUGGUGUGCAGAUCUGUGUUUAACAAUGUAUUAACUGUGUACUGACUUCAGGUGGAAGGGGUUUACAAUCACUAUUUUUCCUCACCAUAACCUUUUUGAUUUUUGCUUCCCAAGCACUACCAAGCCUCAAUAGCAAGCCAGUAACCAACCUCAUGUUGAUGAGUUGCAUUAACAAUGAAACAGCUGUCCUUGAGUGGCCUACUAGCAUUGCAUCUCUUCCUGAGUUGUGUUUCAAAGCUGUUUUAUACAGCAAACACAGACUCAAAGAAACCCAUGUUUAAAAUGGAAUAAUGAGGCAAAAUGUGAUUCUUUGUUGAACUCCUUUGCAGUAGUAACAUCACUGCAAAUUUGAGAUUUCUGUGGGAAAAGCAAGUGGCUGGUGUGGAGAUCUGUUUUUGACUAUGUAUUGACUAUAUAUAUAUAAAGAGAGAACACCAACAGACUUCAGAAUAGCAUUGGUGCAUUGUGUGUAGAUUGAUGACACCUGUAUAUCAGAGCUCUGACUGGGAUUGACUGGGAGAUCACAAUUGAUAUUUGACCACCCCAGCCUUUGAUAAUUGUGUGCAGCCUUAUAGUAGCAUCAGCCACAUCACCAGAUAAAAAAAAACACAACAAAUGAAAGUCCCAGAGUCACCAAACAAUUAAAAAGUAUACAAAAUCUCUGAUUGAAGACCACUGAACUUAUAAUACAAGGGAAGGUGUUCUAUAAUAGGCAACAUAUAUAUUGAAUGGUUUUCUAGAGGUAAAUCUAACAUAAGCUUUAGAAUUUGUCCCUCAAAUUGUAGAAAUGUCAUUUUAAUAAUACUUUCCAGAGGCAUUGAAAUAACGACAAAGUGUAAUUUAAAAUAAUUUUUGUAGUUACUAAUAAAAUUGCACUUGUUGUCAUGUUUUGCAUUAGUAUUAAUAGGUUUAAUCAGCUAAUAAAAUACUGCAAUAAUACCUAUUUACAUGAAUUUAUCAGAAUAGGUUUAUUUAAAUAAAAAUGAACAGGUCUCAUUAGAUCGUUUCAUUAAUCCUUUUGACCUUGUUCUCUGGCAUCUUAAAAUAUAGUUUUAUUUUGUAUCAUUAGUUAUGUUGUGAAACUUUCUGCGCUCCUGCUAGUGUGAAGUCUUCCCUAGAUCACUUCUUGCAUAAUCAUGAAAUAUUUGAUUUCCCACCUUGCUCUGAGAUGAAACGCAAUCUUGUUUCAAAAUGUUUAUGUUGGGUGCUUUGUAAUUGUGCCAGCAUGUGAUAGAAUAUAUAGUAUUUUAUUUUUGUGGCAUGUAAAUAAAAUGUUUCUUUUUCGGUUAUUUCUGUAAAUGGUCUAAUAAUGUAGUCAGAAAUUUACCACCAUAACUCAAAUACAAUCAUUUCCAAGUGACCACAGAGCACAGAAUCUUGGCAGAUAGUUGAUAAAACACAAACAUUGUUCACCCAGGUUAAGCAAUCAUGAAUAUUAAGUUAAUGACAAAGAAACUAAUUCGAAGCAAUAAAACAGUUUUCUUAAUAAAUGUAAUUUAAUGAAAUCUAUUUAAUAUUUACACAUAGUUAUAGUGAAGACGAGAACGUGAUGAACGAUACAUGUUAUAUUGUAAUGGAGACAAAAGAUGCAGCGAUUUUUGAAGAGUUUCAGUAUGAUGUUAUUGUGUUCUCGAUCCAGCUAAUGUAGUUGCAGACUUUUGUGUAGACACCAGGGUAGUCUCUCUGAGCACAUCCCUUUCCAAAAGAGACCACACCAUGGAGCUGUCCAUCACAUAAUACAGGACCACCAGAGUCACCCUGAUAGGAGAGAGAAUUUAAAAAAAAUCAGAUUACAUCAACUUUGAUGAUUACAUCAAGAUCAGAUAAUCAUUUAGUGAUAACUACGUGAGGUAAUUACAUGGAGAUCCUGGGUUUGGUUCCCACAGGUAAAUACAAAAACACAACUCGAGUAUUAUUAAAAUGCUUGUUUUGAAUUCCAUCAAGAUCAGGCCAUCAUUAGAAAAUAAAGUAACAAAUAGUGAUUAUUGUCUUGAAAUGAUAAAAUAUAAAAUAAUGAAAUCAAUGUGUCGGCUUGUCAGAUAUCUUUUAAACUGGAAUACCUAAACCAUUUUAAUAGAGGGUGGUGUCAGGUGACAGCUGCUAGGUCAGGACGGGUAAGAUACAUUACCUGGCAGGAAUCCUUGCCACCUUCAAUGAAUCCAGCACAGAACAUGUUACUGCUGAAUCUCCAAGGGUAGGCUUUACUGCACUGGGAGGAAGGCAGGAUCGGGGCAUUCAGACACUGCAGGAGAUCUGGGUAAAUUUCUAAAUAAAAUAAAAGCCUUAGUUGGUAAAUCAGGAAUGUGUUUGGUCAUUUCUCAUGAGACAACAAUAUGGAAAAAUGUAACUUUUCUUACAAGGUAUGACACAAAUUACCUUAUAAGAAAAGUUCCAAUUAAAAAUGGUAUUUUGGAAAACUAAUUGUAUGACAUUUUUCAAAUUACCCUAUUGUUGGAUCUAUUUAAACCAGCUAGAGUACAUUAACAUAUCAAUGUCUGAAUGCUAUAUGGUUAAAGUCAAUAUAAAGAAAUAUAGUCAUUCACAUAGUAUAAGGAUCUAAGACCUUUUAAUUACCUCCAUCACUCAGUGUAUUUCCCCAUCCAGCAAUCAGACACCUAGUACCUGCGGCAGGACAGCCAGAGGGAAGAGACACAGUAUUCACAUAUGAAUUCAAGGUGGCAGGUGAGGCAAGCUUGAUCAACAUGAUGUCAUUGUCAAAGGUAAAUCGAUUGUAGUUGCUGUGUGUGAUGACCUUGACUGAGCUGAUGAACUGCUCAGUGCCCUCUCUCACAGCGAUGUUGUGCUCACCCAGUCUAACAUCAAAGUGUCUGCAAGAGUGAAAAGUAAGGCAAUCAGAUACACCUGAGUAGGGUUUUUAAUAAUUCUAUGACACCACAUGAAGACCUGCUACCUGUAUUUUUCCCCAUGCAGACAUUGGCCUUGUUUAAAUAUUUUUGACAAUGCUUUUAAAAUUAAUUAGUCAUUUUCGAUAAGGUUUUAAUUUUUUUUUUAAACAUUAAAAUAUAUAUAUAUCAACGUAUCAAAUAUAUAAAAUAUUUUUUAAAAACAUUAAAUUACAUUUUAAAUGUUUAUCCAAAAAUAUUACUUUGAGGACAUUGUCCUAUACUUAAUUUAUAAUUUACUUUGCAAAAUUAACCAGGACUGAUAUAUAUUUACAAUUUUAUGCUUUUCAAAGACUCUUAUUGAUAUUUGGAGUGGUUAAAGUACACUUACGAGCUGUAGCAAUGAGCAGCAGAGAGCACCCAUUGGCUGGUGAUCAGAGAACCUCCGCAAUAAUGGUAACCGACGUUCAGUGAUACAAUGUAUGGGACGGAGUUCUUGGUGCAGAUGUAACCUCCGACAAUCUUAUCAUCAUCAAAUGCAGCUGUGGCAGAAAGAACAUUAAGUAAAAAAAGUGUGAAAUGUGACACUCUAGGAAGUAGUGGGAUUACUGGACCCAAUAUCAUUUAAUUACCAUUAUUUUAUUAGAUAAAGUAUAACAAGGUGGACCUACUGAAUUACUACUUAAAUUCCCAGAUUAAGCCACAAGAAGAUACUCACCAGCUACUCCCAGGAGAGCACAGAUAAGAAGGAGUUUCAUGGUUUAGAAGGACUCAAAGGUGUUAGAGAUAUGUUCUUGGAUGGGAUUAUUCUGCCAUUUAUACUUUUACUUAAACUAAGCCUUCCCCCUUUUAUCUCUCUUGCAACACACAGAUGGAAAGUGUUCGCAGUGUACUGGUAAAGGUUACUAUUAUCAGUGGCCUUGUACAAAGCAAUAUUUUGGGAGUGUAAAUGGUAAACGUCACUGUGUUCUUGAUGAUAAUCAUUGUAUUGAUUCUACUAAAAUUAGGAUACUAUUAAUUUUACUGUAGACAUUUCCUUUUGGGCAAAGGUUUUUAGUUGAGUCACUGUAUUUUCUACAUACAGUUGAAAUAUUUUGUUAAACUUGUAUAGUACAUCAUAUUUGUAUCCAAUACCUCUUGUCAAAUUAUUUUGCUAAAUGCUUUCAAUCUAUUUUAAUGAUUAUUUCUGCUGUCAUCCUGUGCUUGUUGUGUAUAUAAUGUAUUUAGCAAAAAAUACCAAAUAUCGUAAGACCACAGUUCACAGAUUUGUUGGUGUUAAGAUGUUUGUUGGUGUUGUUAUAUACAUUUCUUUUUUAAGUUUUGGUUAUAUUUCUGAACAAUCUAUCGAUCUUUAUGCACUUAUCUGGCAAAAGUAAACUAUAUUGAUUCCAGCUAAAUCUGUUCUUAUUUUGCCUCAAUCUCAUACAUACACUUAUAGCAAACCCUUAAUGGGAUUUAUAAUGUCAAAAUUAUAGCUUUAUAAAUAUAAACAUGAUUAAAACUGUUUUUGUGUUUUGUUUUUUUAAAUAAUAAUGGAUUAUUUAAUUUGGUUUGAUUGCUACUAAAUAAAGUAUUUUUGGGAAAUACCCCUGUUGUAUUUGGACGUAUACUUUUUAUUUGUUUUUACUGUCUUAAGUUUGUAUAUUAUUUUAUUUGCUUUCUGAUCCUAUUCCUGGUACUGUGUAAGAACAAUCUAGUUACUGGCUGCUGAACAUUUGGUCCUUGGUUGGUCUUUGAGCAGAGUUGGCUGCUCAACCAUUUGUGAGUGAUAAUGUGAUUUCAUUGUGAGUGUAAUGAUUUCAUUAUUUGGUAUAUUUUUAUCUGGACAGAGAGCACUAUAUUGUGUUUCUUUUAUUAUUCCUAUGUAUAUUGUCACGGCUGAAGAAUCUGUGACCAAUCGAUAUCCAUGUGAUGUGGAUUAUACCAUCAUUUGCUUAAUUCAUUGAGCUUAAGUUUUACUUAUUAGAUCCCUCAGUGUAAUAUUUUACAAUAAUACACUAUUGUUUGCUCUUCUCUCUUCUUUUGGAGAGUGUUGCUGCAUUUGGCUACUUUUUUCUAUAAUUUUAAAUGCACUUUGAAUUCUCACUUCAGUAAAUAACUCUGAGAAUGUUUCCUCUUCUUCUUUAAUUCUAAAAAAAUAUGUUCAGCAAACUGCAGGUAUUAAAGCCACAAAGAUUACACAAAAAAGCAAUCUUGCUUAAAGGACCACUCUAGGCACCCAGACCACUUCAGCUUAAUGACGUGGUCUGGGUGCCAGGUCCAGCUAGGGUUAACCCAUUUUUAAAUAAACAUAGCAGUUUCAGAGAAACUGCUAUGUUUAUUAAUGGGUUAAGCCUUCCCCCUAAUCCUCUAGUGGCUGUCUCAUUGACAGCCACUAGAGGCGCUUGCGUGCUUCUCACUGUGAUUUUCACAGUGAGAGCACGCCAGCGUCCAUAGGAAAGCAUUGUAAAUGCUUUCCUAUGCGACCGGCUGAAUGCGCGCGCAGCUCUUGCCGCGCGUGCGCAUUCAGCCGACGGGCGGAACGGAGGAGGAGAGAAGGAGGAGAGCUCUCCGCUCAGCGCUGGAAAAAGGUACGUUUUAACCCCUUUCCCCUUUCCAGAGCCGGGUGGGAGGGGGACCCUGAGGGUGGGGGCACCCUCAGGGUACUAUAGUGCCAGGAAAACGAGUAUGUUUUCCUGGCACUAUAGUGGUCCUUUAAACAAGGUGUUGAAAAGAAAAUAUAUUUAGUAAACAUAGUUGUAAGCUGAUUUCAGUAGAAUUGAUAACACAGUUAUUAUUGGGAACAUGGUGACGUUUGUAAUUUCCUCUCCAAAAAUAUCACUCAAUACAAGGCCACUGAUAAUAGUAACCUUUACCUGUACACAUUAAACACUCUCCGUCUGCGUGUUGUAAUCAGGGUAAAGGGGAAGGGCUAGUUCAGGUUAAAAUAUAAAAGGCAGAAUAUUCUUCCCUCAAAAAACACAUCUCCCUUGCUUUUCAAUCUCCACCAUGAAGCUGAUUCUGAUCUAUGCUCUGCUGGGGGCAGUUGGUAAGUGUCUUACUGCUGAUUACUAUGUAAUUAGCAUGGUUUGAUUUUUUUUGUUUUUGUAAUCAUAAAUCAAGUUUCCAUUAGGCCACCAUAUUUGUUAUUCAUAUCUCUCAGGCCACAAGCAAAAAAUAUUUUUACUUAAUGUAAGAUAAUAUUCAAAGGAUCUAAGGAUCCUUUUAUUUCCAUGCUUUCCUGUAUAAUAACCAAUAUAUUUGCUCAUUAGGACUUAUUCUAUUUAUUGGACAUUGUGUCAAACCUUUACCUGAUACAGCAUUAUUAGGUUCUAAAAUUUGUAUCACUAAAUCUUUGUUUUUUUCCCCAAAUGUUUGAAUAUUUUAUAAAGAAAGAUACUAUAUACUGUAUUGUGCCUAAUUCACAUUCCCACUGCCCACAGCUGCAUUUGGGGAUGAUGAUGAUAAGAUUGUAGGAGGUUACACCUGCACCAAGAACUCCGUCCCAUACAUUGUAUCACUGAACAUCGGUUACCAUGAUUGUGGAGGUUCUCUGAUUACCAGCCAGUGGGUGCUCUCUGCUGCGCAUUGCUACAGAGUGUAAGUAUGUUUUAUCACUAGAGGGAAACACAAUUUGACAUCUGUCUGGAGAAGAGUUUCCUAUUUUAUCUUAAAGACUGGAUGGGAUGGUUAAAAUAUUAAAAUGUUGUAGAAAGGUUUUGUUAACAUGUAUGUAAUUAACCUCCAUUCCCUCUGACAGGAGCUUUCAGGUCAGACUGGGAGAGCACAACAUCGCUGUGAGUGAGGGCACUGAGCAGUUCAUUAACUCUGCAAAGGUCAUCAAACAUCCCAACUACAACUCCAGGAGCCCAGAUAAUGAUAUUAUGCUGAUCAAACUUGCCUCCCCAGCUACCCUUAACUCUUACGUCACGACUGUGCCUCUGCCUUCCAGCUGUGCCUCUGCCGGCACUCGCUGCUUGAUAGCUGGCUGGGGAAACACGCUCAGCAGUGGAAGUGAGUGAUAACAGGAAAAAAUGGACGUGCAGUAUAAAAUAAUAAUAAGAAUAAAAAUGUUUCCUAUGAUGAUUAAUUGCUGUAUAUUGGGACAUUAGUAUUGGGUAGUAAUAUAUAAUUAUAUAUGUUUGAGAUUUAUUCAGAACUAUUGAUAAUACAAUAAAUUAGAUACACUUUUCAUUAACUACAGAGAAUAACCAACUGGUCAAGCUAGUCUGAUCCCUAAAAACUGCUAAUGGAUACACAGACUGUUUUUUUUUUCUCUCGUAGUGCACUCAUUAUUGAGACAGAUAUAGGACAUUUUCUUAUCUCAUCAGCCAAUCCAGACAAUCUCUAUUUAAUGAAGCAUAUGCAGCUCUCCAGUCAUUUAACUCAUAGAGCCACACUGUAUUUUGACCAAUGGCUAAGAAUUGAUUAAGUUUUCAGUCUGGCUUGUAUGACAAUAAUUAGAAUGAACUAAAACUUGUUUUGUUUUAGCGAAUUACCCAGAUCUCCUGCAGUGUCUCGAUGCCCCCAUUCUGACAACAAGAGAGUGCAGCAUUUCCUACCCCGGGAAAAUCACUGGUAACAUGUUCUGUGCUGGUUUCAUUGAAGGUGGCAAAGAUGCUUGUCAGGUAAUAUUUCCAGCCAUGACUCUAAAUAUUUAACAUGUAUAUAUAGUAGUCAGUAUACGUGCAUGUAUUGAGAUAUUUUUAUACACGUAGAUUAUUCGUGAUUAAUAUACCCACAUCUAACUGUCUCUGUCAUGUUCCUCCAGGGUGACUCUGGGGGUCCCGUGAUCUGCAAUGGUCAGCUCCAGGGUGUGGUCUCCUGGGGAUAUGGCUGUGCUCUGAGGAAUUAUCCUGGAGUCUACACCAAGGUUUGCAACUACAUCGACUGGAUACAGAACACUAUCGCUUCAAACUAA
Pelobates cultripes (western spadefoot toad) is the source of this 20178-nucleotide messenger RNA. Lineage: Eukaryota; Metazoa; Chordata; Amphibia; Anura; Pelobatidae. The record is from the annotation of a GenBank genome assembly.